This is a messenger RNA of Polyodon spathula (Mississippi paddlefish), 1833 nucleotides long. Its product is annotated as selenoprotein S-like. Gene Ontology annotation, cellular component: Derlin-1 retrotranslocation complex; Derlin-1-VIMP complex; endoplasmic reticulum membrane. The record is from RefSeq and is a predicted model, not a curated record. Bases 97 to 654 code for a protein of 185 amino acids. Gene Ontology annotation, biological process: retrograde protein transport, ER to cytosol; endoplasmic reticulum unfolded protein response. The transcript has 6 exons. NCBI's taxonomy places the organism in Eukaryota, Metazoa, Chordata, Actinopteri, Acipenseriformes, Polyodontidae.
GAGUCAAAGAGGAACAAGACGCGGCGUGGCGGAACUAGUGUGAGCAGUAACGCAGUUGUAUGGUUUAUCUUUUUUUUAAUACUUUAUAAUCUGAAAAUGGAAACAGAAGAGGAUACGACAGAAAUAAAAACUGAACCGACUGUCGAACACCAGGGUGUCGAUUUCCUGCAACAGACAGUGGGAGCCCUUGUUUCGGACUAUGGCUGGUACAUUCUGUUCGGCGCUCUUGCAGUUUACUUGGUUAUCCAGCAGCUGAGCAAACAAAGAGGAGGACAGGAGAGUAGUGGCCCUAGGGACGUUCCAGAUCCUGCUACAGUUGUGAGGCGUCAAGAAGCGUUAGAGGCGGCUCGCCGGCGAAUGCAGGAGGAAUUAGAUGCUAAAGCUGAACAAUACAAGGAAAAACAAAAGCAACUUGAAGAGGAAAAGAGAAGGCAGAAGAUAGAGAUGUGGGAAAGCAUGCAGGAGGGAAAGAGUUACAAAGGGAAUACAAAACUAAGUCAGCAGCAAAGCACUGAUGAGUCCAGCUCCACAUCUGUCUUAAAACCCAAGUCUGGAAAGAAACCGCUGCGCAGUGGUUUUAAUCCCCUGUCUGGAGAGGGUGGAGGAGCUUGUUCAUAUAGACCCGGUCGUAGAGGUCCCUCUAGUGGCGGAUGAGGGUAAAUCACGUCAGUGUUUCACUGCUGCAGUGAGCCCUGAGGUAUUGCUUCAAGAGCACACACAGACAUACUGUGACUAAUGCUGGCAGAUCUCAGAAAAUCAAGACUAAUUAAGGUUGUUAGAUUGUUAAACAGUUCAACUUUGGAAGUUUUUUUUUUUUAAUAUUUGGGAUGUUUGUAUUUGUAUUUGACAUGUUUGUUGACAAUACCUAAAUGGUUUCAAAUGUUGUUUAUUAACACUCCUAGUCAAAUAUUACAACUGAUCAAAAAUCAAAUGACACUGUAGACCGCCGAAGCUCAUAGGGGCAGACAGCUUCCACUGUUACAAAGUCUUUUGAGGGUUGUGACCUGCCAGCUGCACUGAACUGAGUUCAUGGCAGGUCUCUUGACUCUCAUAUGUUUAUUUGAUCGAUUAAUUCGAUGAGCUGCUGAUUUCCUGAGAUUGCCCGCUUCCAAUGAUGUCUUCCUUGUAAAUGGCAAACCAGUCAAUGGGGAGGACUGAUAUAGUUCACAAGGUCUGGUGUGUUUCUUGUUUUUUUCCAUAAUGAUGCACCCUGUAAUAUCUAGUGGGUGGUCACUUUGCCUUGCGUGGAUCCAUGCUUUCCACAUCUUCUAAUCUAUGUAGUGUGAAGUCUUGGCCUAGGUUGCCAUAAUGUUAUCCAAAUGCAAUCAAACGCAAUGUGAUCAACACAUUUACAGAAAUGUUUCUCAUUUUAACUGGCAUAUAUAUAUACAAUUUGAAAGUGUGAACAUGUAUUUGUCAGUCGAAGCCAAUACUAUCACAGUGCUGGCCUAUACGCCAUGCUUCCAUUGUAGAUUUACCAGUCAAGGCUGAACUGCUGUUAGGUAAGAAGUCCACUCGUCUCUAUUAGAAUGUCUCCAGGAUUAAGAGACUUUAUCAUAUUGGAAUUUCAAAGAAUGUCUUUGGUAUGGAACGCCAUUCACAUAUGAAUUUAAUGAUCCUGUUUAUACCAACGUAAUUCAUGUGGAGUUAGAAAAUAUGGUUCAUUUUUAUUAUAGAAAACCUUUACCAUUUUCAAUCCAAAUGCAUUUUUUUCAUUAACUGAAGCUUUAAAACAGUAAAUAAACAAUUCUAGUGCCAUUUUAGUGCUGACUGUUGCAUUAUGUGAAUGCCAUUUGUACUAACUCUUUAUUAAUAAAAAGUGCAGUGGUUCUA